Molecule: messenger RNA, 309 nt
Organism: Malania oleifera
Lineage: Eukaryota; Viridiplantae; Streptophyta; Magnoliopsida; Santalales; Ximeniaceae
Product: egg cell-secreted protein 1.1-like
Exons: 1
Coding region: 1-309 (102 amino acids)
Biological process (GO): double fertilization forming a zygote and endosperm
Source: RefSeq, a predicted model, not a curated record
AUGGCGUCUUCCUCUCCCAAUUUCCUGCUUGUUGCACUGGUUUUACUUGCAUGCUGCGCCGCCGCCUCAUUGGCUACGCGGCCGCUGAACCUCGAGUCGUCGUCGGUUGCGCCACUGGCCCCUCGAUUAAUGCAGGUGGACGGUAACAAUAAUUCUUACCCCGGUGACAACAGCAACAACUACUGCCGGGACUCCCUGUUUGAGCUCCACUCAUGCGUCGGCGAGGUCAUCCUCUUCUUCCUCAACGGCGAGGCCUACCUCGGCCCCACUUGCUGCCGCGCCAUCCACGCCGUCCAGCUCCACUGCUAG